CCUUCACAGGAGCCGUUAAUGCGGCAGUAGGUGGGCUAUAUGUUGUAUGUACUUACCUGCCCCUAACGACCAUUGUCUCUUCUAGGGAACUGCACCUGGGGAAUGAGCUGCCGCUUCAUACAUCCUGGAAUGAACGAUAAGGGGAACUAUUCACUCAUAACCAAACCCGACCCGUUUUCCCCAAAUGGGACCCCUGCAGGAGUGGCCCCUCUGGCUCAGAACAUCUGGGGGGCUCCAGCCGCGGAAGAGCUACUGCUCCCCCCAGUCCAGGACCCCCCUACAGAGAGCGCCUGGGAAAGAGGCCUCCGGCAUGCUAAAGAGGUGCUGAAAAAAGCCACCAUAAGAAAAGAGCAGGAGCCGGACUUUGAAGAGAAGCGUCUGACGGUCACCAUUGGAGAGGACGAGAGGGACUUUGAUAAGGAGAAUGACUAUUUACACGACUGGAAUUAUCGGAUCACCAGAGAAGUUCGUGAAACGGGAGAAGUAGAAUUUCGAGAAACGGUGACCCACGGGCCCGAUCCAUUUGCUGAUCCUUACCAUGACCUUGAAAUGGAGAGAUACUGGCGCGGAGGGCAGUAUGAAAACUUCCGCGUACAGUACACAGAGACGGAGCCAUACCGCUAUAGAGACAGAGAACGGGAGCGUGACCGCGAUAGGGACAGAGACAGACAGCGAGACAAAGAAAGGGACCGUGAGAGGGACAGAGACAGAGAGCGUCGUCAGCGAGAAAGAGAGCGCGACAGAGAGCGGGAGCGAGAGAAGGACCGACAGAAACGGAAGGAUGAAUGGGAGAGAGAUCGAAGCAAAAGGGACGAAAAAGAGCGGCAGAAAGAAAAAGACAAGGAGAAGGAGAAAACCAGAGCAAAGUCUCCGCUUCUACCGAGUCGCCCUAAUGAUGCCUUGAAGAAAGAUUCUCCGGCUGUAUCUUUACCCGCUGUUAACCCCUCGGCGUCCGCUGUCACCCCGACUUUAUCUGGACCACCAGCAGUUAAAAGAGCUGAUGAAUGGAAGGACCCCUGGCGUCGAUCCAAGUCCCCAAAAAAGAAGCUUGGAAACUCUGGCUCUCCCAGCCGUGGACGCAGAAGACGCCGCACCUCGGGCUCCUCCGAUUCUGGAUCCAACUCAUCCAGAUCCUCUUCACGUUCCUCUUCAUACUCCGGUUCUGGAUCCUCACAUUCUAGAUCUUCGUCCUAUAGUUCUUACUCCAGCCGCUCGUCUCGGCAUAGUUCGUUUUCUGGCAGCCAUUCCAGGUCAAGAUCUUUCUCCUCAUCACAGUCUCCUUCUCCGACACGCUCUUCGCAAAAAGCUGCCACUAAGAGCAAAGGAGAACCUGCCCCGGCUACCGCUAAAGGAGAGAAAUUAAAUGUGAAGAAGGUUCCAGCCCCCCCGCCGGCUGCCCCCACAGCAGCAGCAGCCGCCGCCGCCGCCGCCCCAACGGUAAAACCUCCAAAAGUCGGGCCAGAGGUGGUUAAAACUGGCGACAAAAAAAUCAGCCAAGCGAAGGAGACCAAGAGGAAAGCACCGCCAAGAAGGAGAACCCUCAGCGGCAGCAUCAGCGGCAGCAGCUACAGCGGAUCAAGUUCCCGCUCUGGAUCCCGUUCGCUGUCCAGAUCCUCACGCUCCUCGUCUGCGUCUCUGUCACCAUCCCCUUCCGCAUCUCGAAAAUCCAGGUCCCUGAGCGUCAGCAGUGUGUCGUCCGUCUCCAGCGUCUCCUCCUCCAGUAGUUCUGUGCGCAGCGCAGACUCGGAGGACAUGUACGCCGAUCUCGCCAGCCCCAUCUCCUCCGCCAGCUCCCGGUCUCCAACUCCUUCACAGAUGAAAAAAGACAAAGCCUCUGAAAAAUCAAAAAAGGAUGACCAGCGACCUAAAGAAGACAAACGACCCCGAGAUCCCACCACGGCGCCACCACCACCAAAACCUGCUCCAAAACCUGCUCCAGCCAAACUGGCAAAACCCAUCAGUAGCAGCAAACCGGCGCCUCUGCCCCCAGCACCGCCCCAGGCCCCAAGCGGCUUCAGCGCGCACAAGGAAAUCAAGCUCACGCUCCUUAGCAAGAGCACUGAUAAGGGAAGCAGGAAACGGUACGAGCCUUCGGAUAAGGACAGGCCGGGCUCUCCCCCUGCCAAAAAAUCCAACGUCUCCCCUGAGCGAGCAGUGCGGGACCGCAAGCCACCUGGAAAACCGCCAUCACCAAAAGUGGAUCGCCAGCGGCUGCCCAACCCUAAGCCUUCCCCUAUUCAGCCAGACAGGAAACGUCCGGCUUCUCCUCCGACGAAGAGUUCGAGCAAAGUCACCAGCAUCCCAGGGAAAGCCCCGGAGGCGGCCGCCGCCACCAAGACCGGCAAGGCGAGCACCCUGUCCCGCAGGGAGGAGCUUCUCAAACAGCUCAAAGCCGUGGAAGACGCCAUUGCUCGCAAAAGAGCCAAAAUACCUGGGAAGGUAUAGCAACGGGGUCCUGGGCCCCCAAGGAGCUUCUACAGAGACAGAUACAAGUGGAGCCAGUGAGGAGAUCUGGCCACAGGUAAAACGAGGAAUUCUGCUGUAGAGAAGAUGAUACGUGGAGGAGGGGCUGACCGGAAACCGCCGUGCGAGCACAGAUCCGAUGCCGCCCUUUCAGAGGAUUCGCUAUGGCUUGUUUUUAUUUUUCUGGGUGAUUUCUUAUGUUGUUUUUGGUGAUAAGCCCCAAUCCCAAAACUGCUGCAAGUCUCCUCAGACUCUGAUCCCCUCUAGGAGGACGCGGUCUCCAUCGUCUUAUCUCCCCCCUUUAUUUGAUGACAAUGUAACGUUUUAUUUGUAUGAAUUUGCCCGUUUUAGUCGGUAAAGACCGGGGGGAAGGGCAGUGAGUGGGGCGUCAUAAAGGCGGAUUCUUUGCUUGGGAUUGUCUACAUGUUCAUAUUUUGGGGCGGGAGAAGAGGGACCCUGAAAUAAAGUAUUU
Messenger RNA from Bufo gargarizans (Asiatic toad), 2935 nucleotides. Its product is annotated as zinc finger CCCH domain-containing protein 18-like. The transcript has 16 exons. NCBI's taxonomy places the organism in Eukaryota, Metazoa, Chordata, Amphibia, Anura, Bufonidae. The record is from RefSeq and is a predicted model, not a curated record. Bases 103 to 2445 code for a protein of 780 amino acids.